This is a messenger RNA of Prunus armeniaca (apricot), 2355 nucleotides long. The record is from the annotation of a GenBank genome assembly. Lineage: Eukaryota; Viridiplantae; Streptophyta; Magnoliopsida; Rosales; Rosaceae.
AUGGAUGACAAUACGGAGAGUGAUGGUGUGGGAGAUGCUAGGAGUGCCAACCACAAACAGCCAAUUCAUAAGGAUACCUCAAAAUGGACAGCAUAUACUGGGAAGAAAGCAUGGACAAAAUCCAAGGCCGCUAUGCUUGGCGCUAGAACAGUAUUGAAUGACAUUUCAAACAAGCCAGUACAAAAGCAGAGUUACAUGAGCUUGGGCUCAAAACAUGGGGAUAUCCUGAGUAGCUCAACUUCUAGGGCUUGGAACUCUACUGGGAUGUAUAUCUUUGGGCAUCAACCCCCCAAUAUAGAUGGCAGCAGUGUAGAGCUUGGGAAGGAAACUGACACUUACAUGGAUGCCAACACUUCGAUCUCUGAUCCUCAUGAGGAUACCUCCCUCGCCUUUGCAGACUGUCAUGUGGCUGAAGGGCUGAAUGGUACACUGAUAACACUGGUUCCCAAAGUUGUUAGCUCACAAACAAUGGCCCAAUUUCGUCCCAUAAGCUUAUGCUGCACCCUCUACAAGGUACUAUCCAAAAUCAUUGUUGCUCGAUUAAGGCCCCUGAUGUCGACCUUGAUAAGCCCUAACCAGGUUAGCUUUGUCCCUGGGAGACAAAUAACUGACAACAUUCUAGUGGCUCAAGAACUCAUGCACAAAUUCAAAAACUCUAAGGGGAGAAAGGACUUCAUAGCCUGGAAGGUUGACUUAUCCAAGGCCUAUGACAGGCUGAACUGGAACUUUAUCAGGUGUGUGUCAAUGGGGAACUCACUGACAGUUUCACCCCCACCAGCAGCAUUAGACAAAGGGAUCCACUUUCUCCGCUUGUGCAUUGAGAAACUUCCCACAUCAUUUUUGACUCUGUACGAAGGAAGAAGUGGAAGCCUCACCCAACAAGCUCGAGUGAUGAAAGAUUGCCUAGAGAAAUUCUAUAGAGCUUCUAGCCAAACUGUUAACUUGAAAAGUCUGCAAUCAACUGCUCACCCAACACCGCAUCUCCACCCACAAGGGCUAAGUCUAAGGCAAGGGCAAGCAAGGGCUGCCACUAUUCACAUGAAUAGUGUCAGCCUUUGCAUUUGUGGUUCCACCCAUGAGGGCAAACGUGAUGCCAGCGCUGACGUCACAAAACUCGGGCUUCAGCCCAGGCAGAAGUUGCCCUUGGGCUUGCUCGGGCUCGUGGGACCCACCACCAAACCGGGCUACGGGCCCUGCGCUGGAGCUGCCUCGGGCUCCCUCUGGCAGCCUUUCCCCCAGGCUGGUCCAUGCAGUGACGGAUCCACCAUGGGGUCAAUGGGGUCAGACGACCCCACGGCAGAUCUGGAGUUUAGUGGUAGGGACUGGUUUUUGCCCUUGGCAGCCAUGGAAGUGACCCCAUGGAGAAGAAGAAGAAGCUUCGGUAAAUUUAGCCCGCUCGAUUUGCAAUUCCUGGGUCCGUACCUGUCCACCACCAUUAUCUCAUCCCUUGACACUGCCGCCAAGAGUGCUAGCUGCCGUUCACCACCAACCGUCUCCGUCGCCGCCACUAUUUUUGUGACCCCACGAGUGGCAAUUCCUGCAUCCGCCACUGGGUCCAUGCGCUGGAGACCACUGGAUUCUGCUAAGCCUUCGUUGAAUCAUACAAACACCUUGACCCCAGAGCAAUUAAACUGCAAUAUCAACAACUUUGUCAUUGAUGGUUGGUGGGAUAUUGGAAAGCUGCGUUCUGUGCUUAGCAAGGACCUAGUGCAACAGAUCAUCAGCUCCCCUGAUGGUUUUAAUAGCGAUCUGCAGGAUUCCCAGAUCUGGAAGCAUGUUGCCAAUGGAAUCUUGACUGUCAAAACUGCCUAUGAGCUGCUAUUUGCUAAUAAUUACUGGGUUGAUUUCUGGAAACUGAUUUGGAAACUGUUGGCUUACCACGAUAAAAUCUCCUCCAAUGAAUUAAGGGCAAAAAGAAAUCUAAUUGCUGACCCUUCCUGUGGUAUCUGUGGUUGGACUUCAGAAUCUGUUCUCCAUAUUCUUAGAGAUUGCCCCAAAGCUGAGAGUAUCUGGAAUAAUGUGCUAACCCAUUCGCCAAGCACACAGUUUUUCCACGCUGAUCUCAAUGCCUCGAUCUAUAGUAAUCUGCUAUCUAAAACUAGUUGGAGUGCUGGGAUGCCAUGGAGCAUUGGGUUUGUCUUUACUUGCUGGUAUAUAUGGAAAUGGAGGAAUCAAUAUGUGUUUAAUGAGGAGGAACCCCUUCCUUUUCGCCCGUUGAUUGUUAUUUUAAAUGCUGCAAGAGAAUGGUUCUCUAAUGCUUAUGCUCCCCAGUCCAAAACUCUCAAGACUCGGGUUGCUCUAGCUUGGGAGCCCCCUGCUGUUGGUGGCUUCAAACUGAAUGUGGAUGGGUCUUGA